This is a messenger RNA of Scatophagus argus, 1257 nucleotides long. RefSeq names its product rapunzel 2 (gene rpz2). Bases 278 to 964 code for a protein of 228 amino acids. The transcript has 2 exons. NCBI's taxonomy places the organism in Eukaryota, Metazoa, Chordata, Actinopteri, Scatophagidae. The record is from RefSeq and is a predicted model, not a curated record.
UCACUUCCUCGUUGUAACGUCCCUAUUUGGCAGAAAGGGGCCGUCCUCAUUGAGCUAGGGAGGAAAAUGGUGGAAAGGAGACUCAGACGUUUUCAAUAAACAGAGGCACACGAACAGUUUUAUCUCUGGAAGAAGCAACCUUCUGUGACCAAUCCUUUAGUUAAAGCUCUCAUUUCAUCAUCAGAAUCUGAAGCUAAGAACAUGCGCUGCCUUUUCAUCCCUCCAGCCUCCAGACUCACUGCGUGAACCUUAACGUGGCAGAAGAGAAGCAGCGGUGAUGGCUGACUCAGGACAGAUCAAGAAAACUAUAGGCAAGGUGCUGUGCUGCGUUGAGAAGGUGUCUUCCUUUGCCUCCUCCAUUGACCCCAUCUUUGGCAUAGUCUCCUCCCUGGUUGGGGUGGCUCGCAAGGGCCUGAUUACCGAGGAGGGACAUCCUCUAGACAAGGAUUUCCAGGAAAUCAACACCAAACUGGAGAACAUCUCUCAAAAGAACCACCAAUGCCUAAAAAGGAUCCGCAUUGAUGAGGUGAACGAAACCUAUGGCAAGUACGAGGAAUACAUCAAGCACCAGUAUGCUGCCUUCAACACCAUGGUGGCGCACGUAAAGAAAGAUCCGGACAACACCCAGCGCUACAUGAAAACCUUUGAGAAGGUUUAUGAGAGGGACAAGAGUGAUAUGAGCCUUGAUGUGUACUACCGCGGUGUGAUGGGUACCAAUCUGCUGUUUGGAAGAACCCUGCUGAAGGUGUACCUGGACAACUGUGAUGGCAACCGUGAAAUCAUGGAGCGCCACUGUUCACACAUCGCCCACCUGUUCCACAUGGGCCUCAUCGCCCUUAUGGCCUACACAGCUGUUACAGAGGAUGACGAAGAUGAGGUGCGGGAAAAGUGGGCCAAGAGGGUGGAGGACAUCCAGAAGAAGUUGCAGGAGGCACUUAGUCAGUGCAAAGUCACCUCAUCCUGAAGAUGUUUUCUGGGUUUGGUGGCAUCACUGAGUAAUCUCAGCUGUGGACCAAUUGAAAAACUAUAAAUGAUGUUAUAUAAAUAUAUAUAUAUAAUAAAACCAAAGCUUUGUUUUGAUUUGGGCACAUGAGCUGCAUAGCAUUUGUACAGCAUUUUCAUUACUGUAUCAACGUCAUGUUAUAAUUUGUUUCAAAGAGACCACUAUAUGUUUCAGCUUCUUUGUGUUUCAGUAUGUCAAUAAAUGCUGAAGUUUUAUAUCAACUCUUCAAUUAAAAUAUAUAAAUUAUUGUUGUU